GUUAAAAUUAUCCAAGUUGGCCAUUGGUUUUGGUAUUCGAAAAGCAUGCUAGGCAGUUUGGGUGAUUAAAAUUAAACAAAAAAUCGGUUUGGAUUACAAAAUUGUUGGGUUGCGGUGAACGGGAUCAUGGAGAGCGUGCGGUUUCAGGAUGUCCAAACGAUAAGGAUCGCUCCGCCGCCAGCGAUGAGGGUGAUCCACCUGGACCUCAACGAGGAGGAGAGUCGUCGGCAAAUGGCGGCCAACAAGUAUGGAGGCAUCUGCUUGCACACGGCCAUAGCGGCCAUGCUCUGCUUAAUGCUGGUGGUGGUGUUCUGCUCGGCGCCCCUUGGUGACAGCCUGACCAAUCGGACCUCCUCCGAGGAGCGGUUUGCCCGCCGAAGGCAGAUUUAUGUGGAGCGGGAGCGACGACAGAGACUGGGCAGCGGAAUGGCCUUGAGUCCGCUGGAGGAGGAGGCCGAUGGGCGACUGCUGGCCAUCAAGCAGGUGGACGAGGAGGUUCACGAUCUGUGGCAGAACUACCACUCCCAGCCGCCGCCGUUCCUCAGCCAUUUCAACAUCAGCGACACCAGUCUCUAUGCUGCUUUAAAGAGCAUGCCCAAGGGCGGACUGCUCCACGUCCACGAUUCGGGAAUGCUGCGGACGGAGAUCCUCAUCGAUCUGACCUACCGCGACAACCUGUGGGUCUGCGUGAACCUGGAUCAGGGCUUCGAGGAUUUCCGCUUCUCCCGGCACUUUCCGCACAUCCCGCCGGCGGACGACUACCAGUGUAACUGGAUGCUGAUGCGAAACUUCUUCGAGUUUGAGCCGAGAACUGGGUUCGUGGACAGGCUGCGGGAGAGUCUCACUGUCCGCCCGGAGGGUUAUGGAAGCUCCUCGGAGCUGGCUAGGCACCUGAGACGCCACCAGCGGUUGAUCCACGGCCUGAUCACCUUCCGUCCGAACUGGAGCGAAUUUAUAUUCAGCAUGCUGAGCGAUUUCUACGCCGACGGGGUGCAAUAUGUGGAGCUGCGGUCUUCGCUGCCAAUCAUGUACGAUCUGGAUGGCAAUAACUCCACCAUUUUAGAAACAGCCGAGUCCAUAGUUUCGGUGUCGAAUAUUUUCAAGAACACUUACAAAGAUUUCAUCGGAAUCAAGCUGAUCUAUUCCCCUUCUAGGGACUUUAAUGACAUGGAAGAUUAUUUAGCCAAUGCCCGUCUACUAAAGUUGCAUCAUCCCAAUUUCUUUGCUGGUUUCGAUCUGAACACCUUUGGUGAUGAGUGCAAUUUACCGGUCUUGGGGAAGUCAACUGAGCUUUUGAAGAUCGGCAAGGAUAUUGACUUUUAUUUCCAUGCUGGUGAGUCGCGAUGUCCGGAUAGCUUAAGGCCGGAUGCGAAUCUUAUAGAUGCCCUUUUGCUGGGAAGCAAACGGAUCGGGAACUCUGUGAAUCUGCCUUUUCACCCUGAGAUUAUGAGGGCAAUGAAAAACCUUAAGAUGGCCGUGGAGAUCUGUCCGUUGUCUAAUCACUAUCUUCAGUUCUUUAACGAUUUUCGGCAACAUCCGGCGGCGUAUUUGAUUGCCGCCGGCUUUCCCAUUGUAAUUGGCUCGGAUUAUCCGUGUUUCUGGAACGCCGCCCCCCUGACCGACGACUUCUAUGUGGCCUUCGUGGGUGUGGUCAGUGGGUGGGGCAAUCUGCGCCUGCUCAAGCAGUUCGCCAUGAACUCGUUUCUGUACAGUUCCCUUAGCGAAACGGAGCGGAAUGUGGCCGUAACCAAGUGGCAAUGCAGCUGGAACCGGUGGGUCAGGAACUUUGUUAACGGUAGUGGACACGAAUAAGAGGUGGUUGUCGAGAUGAGGAAUAUAUUUUGUUUAGGGUAUC
Molecule: messenger RNA, 1855 nt
Organism: Drosophila takahashii
Lineage: Eukaryota; Metazoa; Arthropoda; Insecta; Diptera; Drosophilidae
Gene: Adgf-A2
Product: Adenosine deaminase-related growth factor A2
Biological process (GO): adenosine catabolic process; inosine biosynthetic process
Molecular function (GO): adenosine deaminase activity
Source: RefSeq, a predicted model, not a curated record